Messenger RNA from Dentiscutata heterogama, 267 nucleotides. NCBI's taxonomy places the organism in Eukaryota, Fungi, Glomeromycota, Glomeromycetes, Diversisporales, Gigasporaceae. The record is from the annotation of a GenBank genome assembly.
AUGGAAUAUGAUAUUUACUUCAGUAAUGAUGAUACAAAUAAUGAUAUUUUAAUGGCCUUAGCAGAACUAGAUGAUAUAUUUUUUGUUAAAAAUUCAAGUUCUGAAAGUGAUCAAAAUAUAUCAGAUGAUAAAAUUAAAUUUAAAUCAAAUGAUAAUAAAAACUUUAAUGAUAAUUCUAAUACAACAUAUUUAAGUAACUUUGAAUAUAUAGAUAAUCCUAAUAAUUAUAUUGAAGAUAAAGUUUACGAUGAUCUAAAAAUAUUGUGA